GUUUUCCAUUUGUUUCUUAAGACAUACACUUCUUUUCUAUUAUUCUGAUAUCGAAGAUUCCAUGCUAACAGGUCCUACAGAUCUCCGAAGAUCAUAAUAUCUUUUGAAAAAAAGAAGAAAAUGGAGGCCAUUACCGAGGAGACGGCCGUUUUCCGCCAGGCAACGCAAAUUUACCUGGCGGAAAACCGCGCUGAAAUGGAAUCAUUAAUCCACGAAAGCACCGACCGGCUCAUGGAGCAAACACGGGUCCCGGCCCAGGAGGCCCAUAGCUGGCAGACAAGAACUGUUGAGCUCCAAACAGAGUUCAUGGAACUUUUGAAACAAUAUUUGGAAGCGGGAGGCACCGUCCUCGCCGCACCAAUAUACCGCGCAGACGCCCUAAGGGUCGGCGGACGACCGGCAAUACGCCCUUCGAGGGUUCAUAUCUUCACGGAGUUCAAGAAGCGAUAUGUACCUGGCAGUGUGCCACUUCAUCUCCAGCAUCUUCUGGAACAUAGAUCCAAUGGACUAUGGAUCCAAGCUUUGGCUAUACAGAACCAAGAUGGGGACAUGAUCCAAUUGAAAAGAAUAACAGAUGAAUCAACACCCCAAGGGGAAGACUUAACUGUCUGGAAGUGGUUGUUCUGUGAGCUUGGAGAAGGCGAGGAUUUGAACACCUUAGUGACGGAAAAGGAGAGGUGGGGAUGGGGUGGAAAGUUCACGUGGGGUACGCCUUUGGAGAGAGGAGAGCAAUGGGGACAUGGGCAGGUACUUGGUGGAGAUGAUGAGAAUAUUGUGAUAUUGACUUAGGGCCUCUGAUACAGCAUGAGCAUGGGGGCUGAUUCCAGCGUGGGUCAGCAGCUGCCAAGAUACGGGUCGCACCGUGAAACUCGCGCCCUGGCACUUUUAGAGCACUCUACUGUUGAUGAUGGUCAGGGGUGGAUGGUGUGGUGGAUGUGGGUUUACAAUUUACGGAGAGACGAGACGACGACAUGAUCGUCUGUUUUCUCAAUCCAUUUUGUCUAUAGAUCGUUGCAUCUACAUUGGCAUCAGAGGCGUUGGGCUUUACCUACGUGGUUUUUAAAAGUUGCGAAGAAACUUGCCUGGUAUAGCACUGUUUAAAGGGGGCAUUGGGCUUAUACCAUCGUUGCAUUUGCGUUCGCGUUGCGCGCUGGAUUUCAUUAUAGGAUGGAGUUUAAUACUGCUGAUACCCA
Molecule: messenger RNA, 1193 nt
Organism: Botrytis cinerea B05.10
Lineage: Eukaryota; Fungi; Ascomycota; Leotiomycetes; Helotiales; Sclerotiniaceae
Exons: 5
Coding region: 121-789 (222 amino acids)
Source: RefSeq, a predicted model, not a curated record